Daucus carota subsp. sativus is the source of this 2394-nucleotide messenger RNA. RefSeq names its product probable receptor-like protein kinase At5g18500. Gene Ontology annotation, biological process: protein phosphorylation. Gene Ontology annotation, molecular function: protein kinase activity; ATP binding. The coding region runs from base 457 to 1980 and encodes 507 amino acids. The transcript is spliced from 8 exons. The record is from RefSeq and is a predicted model, not a curated record. NCBI's taxonomy places the organism in Eukaryota, Viridiplantae, Streptophyta, Magnoliopsida, Apiales, Apiaceae.
CUUUAUAUUUUCGUGGUUAAUAGAACUACUACCAGUUCAUCAAGUUAACAGUUAACUGCUACAGUGUACAUAAUUAUCAGACAGCAAUAGUAUAUGAUAAGAUCAUCAGUCAUGUUCAUAAGAGAGUGCUUUAAACAUACACAAAAAUUAUACUGUAAUAAAAAAUAGAGAAGGGGACUGCAAGCAUUUCUCUCUCACCUAACCAGGGGCUACCACUGAUAACUCCACAUUUUCUAAUUCCCCCAGUUUAAUUUGUGUCAAAAUCUAUACUUACAGAUUUUGUAUGUACAGCAUUCUUCUGGGUAUCUGUUAUUUGCUUCAGGGUUUUCAAGAAAGUGGUGGGUGCUGAGUGUGGUGUUUGAAAGCUCUAUCUGAGCUUAGAUUUGGACUCACAUUUGCCUGUAAAGAGAAUACCCAGAUGGAAAACAUGCUAAAGUUUUGAAUAGUCUGUAGAAGAUGGCUACCGGUCUGAACAAGGGGCUAUCUAAGGAAUCCAUCCUUGGCCUCGAGGUCUGGGAAAUUAUAGGCAUUGUUGUGGGAAUAUUUAUUGUGGUAAUUCUUUUGGCAUUAGCAUACUAUCUUACUUCACGAAAGAAGCUGAAAAGAACAAGAGAAAGUAUUCCUGUUAGCCAGAUUCCAACUAUUUCGAAGGAAAUUCAAGAAGUGAAGGUAGAGCAAGUUGCCGCAAAUGAUUUUGUUCCACGUGAAGGAAUUCUUCUCACAAUUCAUGAUAAAACUAAUAAUAAAGAAGCCGAUAAAGUAUUAGUUCAUCUAGGAUUGGGAAAAGCAAAGAAUGGAGAUAAUAAUAGCAGUCACGGUUCUUUUAAUCAUCUGGAGAAAGAUGGCAGAUCCCAAUCUGGAGAAGAAGGGAGUUCUGGUACAUUUGCUGCGUAUACACGAACUUCUUCCCAUCCAAUAACUGCCCCUUCUCCUUUAAGUGGGCUACCCGAAUUUUCCCACUUGGGUUGGGGUCAUUGGUUUACCUUAAGAGACCUUGAAGUUGCAACAAACCGAUUUUCGAAGGAGAAUGUGCUUGGUGAAGGUGGUUAUGGAGUUGUGUAUAAGGGACAUUUAAUUAAUGGAAGUCCGGUGGCAAUAAAAAAGCUUUUUAAUAAUCUGGGUCAGGCAGAGAAGGAAUUCAGUGUGGAGGUUGAAGCUAUAGGCCAUGUGCGCCAUAAGAAUUUGGUUAGAUUGUUGGGAUACUGCAUCGAAGGAACUCAUCGGAUGUUAGUAUAUGAGUAUGUCAAUAACGGCAAUCUAGAACAAUGGCUUCAUGGAUCUAUGCGUCAACAUGGAUAUCUUACUUGGGAGGCUCGGACAAAGGUUCUUCUUGGAACAGCUAAAGCUCUCGCGUACUUGCACGAAGCAAUUGAGCCAAAAGUGGUUCACCGAGACAUUAAGUCUAGCAACAUACUGAUUGAAGAUGACUUCAGUUCCAAGGUUUCUGAUUUUGGUUUGGCAAAGUUACUUGGUGCCGGAGAAAGUCAUAUUACAACUCGCGUCAUGGGAACAUUUGGGUAUGUGGCUCCUGAGUACGCAAAUACAGGCCUUCUAAAUGAAAAGAGUGAUGUUUAUAGCUUUGGGGUUGUUCUUCUAGAAGCUAUCACUGGCAGAGAACCUGUUGAUUAUGGGCGUCCUGCUCAAGAGGUUAAUCUAGUUGAUUGGCUGAAAAUGAUGGUUGGGAGCAGGCGUUCAGAAGAGGUGGUGGAUCCAAACAUUGAAACAAGGCCAUCGACAAGAGCCUUAAAGCGAGCCCUCUUAACUGCUUUGCGAUGCGUUGAUCCAGAUUCUGAUAAGAGACCUAAGAUGAGCCAAGUUGUUCGUAUGCUUGAAUCAGAGGAGUACCCCAUACCAAGAGAGGAUCGCAGACACCAUCGAAGAUCUGUGGCUAGCAGUGUGGACACUGAAUCUCAGAAGGACAACUACGACACAGAUAAAAGCGACAACCCAGAUUCCAGGUCGGAGAGCAAAAGGAACUAAAGAACAUUUAUUCAUCAUGCUCGGACUAAUCAAUGGUAACUGGCUAAUGUUUAUCAAAUUCAGGAGGCGUAGUUGAUAUUUUUGCAAAAAAUAGACCAAUUUGAUGGAGCGUUCAGGAACCAGUUUGGAAAAUGUUAGUUCAACUCCUCUUUUUUUUUUUUUUUUUUUUUUUUUUGUCUCUCUCUCUCUCUCUCUCUCUCUCUCUCUCUCUCUCUCUCUCUCUCUCUCUCUCUCUCUCUCUCUCUCUCUCUUAAAUUAGAUUUUGAGAUGGUUGUUUUAUCUGUAUUCCCGGUGAGUAUUUUUUUUUCUUUCCAUUAGUAAGAUUGGGGUGUGUGUACAGAGGGGUUCUAUGUACAGGUAUGGACAGAUGAUUUUUUUGUUAUUAAACAUUCGUUAGAUAAUGGUUUUUUUUAU